Molecule: messenger RNA, 4387 nt
Organism: Gadus chalcogrammus (walleye pollock)
Lineage: Eukaryota; Metazoa; Chordata; Actinopteri; Gadiformes; Gadidae
Gene: lmbrd2b
Product: LMBR1 domain containing 2b
Exons: 18
Coding region: 160-2280 (706 amino acids)
Biological process (GO): adrenergic receptor signaling pathway
Cellular component (GO): membrane
Source: RefSeq, a predicted model, not a curated record
UGCAUUUUUCUUGGCUUGGGCAGCUAGGAUGUGACCGAUAGCUUUACAGGAAUUACAUGUGUUGUUAUUCUGUAACAGAACCAGUGGAUAUACCCUGUCUGUUCACCAUUGUUACAUUCAACUUCUCUUUCCACUGAAGGGGACCUGAGCAGCGUCAGGAUGAGCGGGGCGGCGCUGGGCCUGGAGAUCGUGGUGGUCUUCUUCCUGGCCCUCUUCCUGCUCCACCGCUACGGAGACUUCCGGAAACAGCAGCGCAUGGUGCUGUUUGGCACGCUGCUGGCCUGGUACCUCUGCUUCCUCAUCGUGUUCAUCCUGCCGCUGGACGUCACCACGACUAUCUACAGACAGUGUAAGUUGGACCACGAGAAGCAUGCAGCUAUCGCAACAGUCAGCCCACUUCUGUCCAAUCAGACAACGGCAAACUCUACGGUCCCGCCCACUGUAAGCGUCCCCAAGCCAUGCUACCAGCCCUGGAGCUACGUCCCUGACGGAGUCAUGCCUGUGUUCUGGAGGGUGGUGUACUGGACCUCCCAGUGUCUCACAUGGCUGCUGCUGCCGUUCAUGCAGUCGUACGCCCGCUCCGGCGGCUUCUCCAUCGGGGGCAAGGUGAAGACGGCGCUCAUCGAGAACGCCAUCUACUACGGCACCUACCUGCUCAUCUUCGGCUCGCUGCUCAUCUACGUGGCCGUGCACCCCGAGUGGCACCUCUCCUGGUACGAGCUGCAGACCAUCGGCAUCACGGCCGCCAACACCUGGGGGCUCUUCCUGCUGGUGCUGUUGCUAGGCUACGGGCUGGUGGAGAUCCCGCGCUCCUACUGGAACGCGUCGCGCCAUGGCCACCUGCUGGUCAAGACCUACUUCAAGGCGGCCAAGCUGAUGACGGAGAAGGCGGACGCCGAGGAGAACCUGGAGGAUGUGAUGGAGGAAGUGCGAAAAGUCAGCGAAACGAUCAAGUACAACCACCAACUCAGGAAGUACAUCGAUACCAUUCUAAGAAAAUGUCCAGUGGUCUACCAGGAGAAGAUGGGCAGAAACAUGGACGACUACGAGGACUUUGACGACAAGCAGAACACCUACCCCACGGAGAAGAACCUGGUGAAGCUGCACAAACAGGUCAUCUACACGGUGCAGAGGCACAACCGGACGCGGGUCCAGUGGCAGAUGCUGCUGCAGCAGGCCGUCCACCUGGAGGACGUGGCCCGCAACGAGAGCAGCGCGGCCCACCAGUUCUCCCACAGCUUCCCCUCCACCGAGCCCCCCGGCUGGGUCAGCCGAUACUUGUACACGCCCACCGUAGAGUGGUACUGGGAGUGUCUGCUGAAGCAGUGGUUCUAUCGGCUGCUGUCGGUGGUCCUGACCCUGUUCUCCGUGUCGGUGGUGUGGUCCGAGUGCACCUUCUUCAGCACGCGGCCCGUCCUCUCGCUGUUCGCCGUCUUCAUCCAGCUGGCCGAGAGGGACUACAACUACCUGUACAUCGAGAUGGCGUGCUUCCUCACCAUCUUCUUCCUGUGCACGUGCGUCUACUCCACCGUGUUCCGCAUCCGAGUGUUCAACUACUACUACUUUGCCUCGCACCAUCAGACGGACGCCUACAGCCUGCAGUUCAGUGGCAUGUUGUUCUGCCGGCUGACUCCGCCCCUCUGCCUGAAUUUCCUGGGUCUGAUCCACAUGGACAAGGCCAUCUCCCAGCAGCAGAAGUUGCAGACGGCCUACACAUCCAUCAUGGGCUCUAUGAAGGUGCUGUCGUUCAUCGCCAACGGCUUCUACAUCUAUUACCCCAUGCUGAUAGUCAUCCUCUGCAUCGCCACGUACUUCAGCCUGGGCACGCGCUGCCUCAACCUGAUGGGCUUCCAGCAGUUCAUGGGAGACAACGAGUUGACCUCCGACCUCAUCGACGAGGGCAAGGAGCUGAUCCGACGAGAAAAAAGAAAACGACAAAGGACUGAGGAUGGAGAGAACAGACGAAGAGAGUGGAAGGAGCGCUAUGGCAACCAGAGGGACGACUACUCGGCCCGCAACAGAAGUACAAACUCGGAGAUGAAGGAGACCAGCUACUCGGACACGGUCGCUCCUGUCCCCAAUAACAGACAGGCCAAAUACUCGCGGGCAGGCAGUCGGUCGGAGAGGGACAGCGUGGAGCUCCUUCAGGACGCAGAGCCACUAGACUUCAACGCUGAUACGCUCACAGACGACCCGCUGGACGCCAACUCCACCAGGCCCGCCGGUGGGAGGUACCUGUCCAUGUCCUCCUCUCGCAGUCGGAUCUUUGAUGACGUCUGAUUGGACGACAGACAGGAAGUGGUUAGAGGGACAGGAUGUGCAUGUCUAUCUUAAGCAUCCUCUAAAAGGAAGGAGAAACCAAGAUGCAUUACACGGCAAGGAUUACCUGAAAUGUGCAAUUCUUUAUUAUCUAUGUCAAAAAAAGUAACCUUACAAUGAUUUCCCUUGAGUUGCUGCUCUGGUGAAGGCUGCUACGAUCAAACCAACAAUAAAAAAGGAUUUAAUCACACACACACACACACACACACACACACACACACACACACACACACACACACACACACACACACACACACACACACACACACACACACACACACACACACACACACACACACACACCUGCAUGGCUUACGUUACACCUUCUGUUACAACUGCUGUUACUAGUAUCGUACAGUAACGUAAGACUCUUGUAUGAAACUAUUGCUGUGUGGCUUACUGUUGGCCACUGGGUUAGUUCUCCAUUCUACUAUAGCCAGUUAUUUAAAGAAAGUGAUAGCACCACCACCAAGAAUUGGCUUUUUCGGUUGUUGCUGUUGUUGCUGUUGCUAGAGGGCUGAAUCAAAACAUUUGUUGGUUGGUUUAAUUUUUUUUCAGUGUACCAGUUAACGGUAUUUUUGUUUUGCAUCUAAUAACAAGGUUAAGUUGAUGCAAAUCCAUUUUUUAUUAGCAUGGUGGCUCAAAUAGAUUAGACUGAUGUCCAUCCUUGCAACUAGAAUAAUGUUACUGUAAAAACUAAUUUUAUUUUAUUAUUAUAUUUCUUAGUUUUAUGUGAUUUUUUUGUUUUGUUUGUUAAUACAUCUAAUGCUGUCCAGAAAACAUGGAGAUGGUUCCUUGAAGGACACUUUUAAAAUAGGCAAAGGCAUUGAUCAUAAGAUAUGUUUUCCCAUAUACCAUGGGAAACGUUUUAAUUCACCGCCACAGCCAGAAACCAUUUGCUUGACACACCAAGUAAGUGCCGCUUCAAAAGUGCUCUGCUAAUCGAAUCCCUCAGUCAUUUAUUCCGUAACUAGGUUGAAAAAGGAUGGACUAACGAUUUGUUGUUGAUCACAGUUGAAAUAUUGUAACUAAUGUUGAAGGAUCUAUCUUUGUUCUGCGUAGUCGCAAACUUUGCCUGGAUUAAAUAGUUCAGCAAGUAAAACCUCUCUGAAAUGUUGCCCUAUGUCUUGUCGUUGCUGGUUUUAUAUUUAAACAAAAAAAGUCAGCUUUGGGAUUCGGGUCAUGAAGUAAGACGGCCAGUGGUGUGAGCUUGGGUCGUUUUUGUUAACUUUAUUUAACGUAGACAAACAGUUUGUGUAACAAUGUCCAUUUGUGCCAUGUUUGCCUUUCCCCUCUAUGGUUUUAUUUAUGAUGACAACCGCUGGAGCAAGAAUUAAUUACCGUACAAAUAUAUCUUCCUCCAAGUAUAAUAUUUAAGCAUGUACAGCUAACAUUGAUGUGGUUAUACAUUCAAGGCAUUCUACUAAAAUACAUGGCGCUCAAAGAUAAAGACUGUCACACUGGAAUUCACUGCAUACACUGAAUGUGUAAAUACCUUGUUUUGUGCUGGAGUCCAGAUUUCCCCUCUUGGUCUGUCCCAUUUGCGUCACACAUACUUUCUUGUAUAUAUGGUCUUAUGGUCUGAUUAUAUACAUGUUUUUGUAUUAUAUUAUGCACCUACAAAUCCCAACUGUGACUUAGUAUUUAUUAUGUUUCGCUAUUCCUAGUAAUACCUGAUUUAUGUUGCUGUUGUUCAAGCUAUCGGGUACCAAAUGUUAAAUUAUUCAUUUAUUUCCAAUUAUUUUGUCUGUCUGAAUAUGUAAAAAAACUUAAACAAGGACACUACAAAUGGUAAAUGUUAUACUGUGUUGGGAUACCGAAUCUAAUGAAUUGAGAUUGUAUGUGCGGAUGAUUUUGAUAAUGAAGGUUUUUAUCUUGAAUGUAAGUAGUUAUAUAUAAAUCUUGCAUCUCGAUAUUUGAGCACUUUUUGUGAACAUAACAAUAUCGCCAAAUCCUUAUUCUGGAUUUUAGGGCAGUAGAGCUAAAUAUAAUGUAAUGCCGUCUGAUUUAAUAAACCAGUCGUAAUUAAAUAAAAUAAAUUCAAUCAUACCUAUUUUUGUUGUCUGCA